Messenger RNA from Drosophila subpulchrella, 8013 nucleotides. It is a transcript of the gene Lrp4, whose product is annotated as low-density lipoprotein receptor-related protein 4. Gene Ontology annotation, molecular function: calcium ion binding; protein binding. Lineage: Eukaryota; Metazoa; Arthropoda; Insecta; Diptera; Drosophilidae. The record is from RefSeq and is a predicted model, not a curated record. The coding region runs from base 1109 to 7141 and encodes 2010 amino acids. The transcript is spliced from 13 exons.
UUCCAGUGAAUUCUCGACAAAAAUGUGUGUUGAACUAAUAACUUUUUUGACCGUUCUGUGUACUCUCUGAAAGGCAUAGAAAAGUGCAUAAGUUUUGAAAAAAUUUUAAUAAUCUUUAGUUUAAUCUGCAUAUGUUCGCGUGUGUGGUGCGCAUGACAUAUAUAAAUACCAACAAAGUCCCAAAAGUCGUAUUCAUACUGAAAGGUCCUUGCAGAACUCUAUAAACACCUUUGUACACAUUUAUGAAAUACCAGACCUUGGGCUUAGCCCACGCAGCGACUGAAUAAGCCCUGGGUCCUUUGGAACUCCCUGUGCAAUUAGAAGGAUAGGAGCUGCAGUUGAAGAGAGUAGUGCUAUGAGUCUAGUGCCGCAUAAUAUCGCUUCCAAUUCCAAUGUCAUCUAAGUGGGAGUAAUAGGAUAAUGUUUCCACCUCCCACGGUCACGAACCGUAAUGCAAAAAAUAUUAAGGGUGUAACAGUGACGACAAAGACAAGUGAAAUUAUUUAGUUAUAAUUAAUAUUAAUUAUCAAUUACGAGUUCUAUAAUUACCAACCAGUUUUUAACCAAAUGCAUCCACAUUAAAAAGGGAUAGGCGAAAAUUGAAUAUAUAUUUUUUUAAGUGACACCCACGCUUAAAAUAAGUUUGGUUUAGUGUGGCAUACAGAAGAGAUACAUCAGGUGGGCGGGAUUCGCGGAUGGGACCGCACCCCCGCCCCCACAUACACCCACCCACCUACCCACCUAACCACCCACACACCCACAACUUCUUGUUAUACAUGUAACAACAAGACAAAAUCAUUAAGUGAAUUUCAUUAUUUAAAAAGUUCCGCCCCCGAAAUAUAACUCUAGAUCUGCCUCGGGAGGCAAAUAUGUUAUACGCAAGCGCUUGAAUCGAGAACCUGUCUCUUUCUCUCUCUCUCUUCUAACAGAAUCGUAACAGAAGCCAUCAGAAAGCAACAGCACAGCAGCAUCCGCUCGGCAGAAGCAGAAGCAGAAGCAGAAGCAGAGCACGAGCAAAUGCUUUGGCAGCAGGAGCAGUAAAGCUCGCCUACCGCCACAACAUACGUAACGUGCCUAUGAGUGGGCGAGUUUGUGUACAUGUCUGGACAUGUAUUUGACAGCCUUUCCCUUUUGGCCAUUGGUAUGCUUCGUGUGGCUCUGUUUCGGUCUAGGCGACUUGACGAAAUUUGCUGUGAAACGUAACGCGCCCCACUAUGGAAUUCACCCCACAAAUGCUCUGGGGCGUUGGGACUGGAAUAAGCACAAACAGUUGCACUCAGACGCCAGGAUUGGGCAUUUAGAGACGGGAAACGAGUCUCGGGAGGACCAGCUCUCGGAGGAGCUUAGCAAAUUCGGAGAGAAGCUCCUUCCCGUUUCCAAUUAUCCGCCUUAUCAACAUAACAACGAGGACAGGGAUAGCCAGGAAGUCCAUCACAGUGGCGAGGGUAGAUUGCAUACUAUGGAAUCGUCUGUGCCAUCAAAGGCGAGGAUAUCCGGUGGCUCUAGCUCGAGCGAUACUCCGAAAUUUCGUAACGUCGGCGCCCAAAGGGGUCGAGCCGAAGUCGGGGGUGGAGGUCUACGGGAGGUUGAUCGAAUCAGUUCCCGCGGGCGGGAAGGAUUCAUAGGUGGACCCAGUAACAAGCAGAAACCGUUCAGGGUCAAUCUGGCUGUUCUGGUGCAGGAUGAUCCCAGUCAACCGGGCGAAACGUAUGCCAACUGUCAGAACUCGAAUGAAUCCGGGGAGAAUUGCAACCCCGAGGAGGAUGCGAUGCCGAAUUUGCAGAGGGAUUGCGAGAAGACCGGGCUACAUGUGAUGUGCCCCCGAACCUUUCGAUGCAUUAGCAAGUACUGGCUCUGCGAUGGCGACGAUGAUUGUGGUGACUAUUCAGAUGAGACGCAUUGCGGAGCUCGGACGAACUGCACCGAGGAUCAGUUCGAGUGUCUGAACGGAUUCUGCAUUCCGCGUACUUGGCUCUGCGAUGGGGAGAACGACUGCAAGGACUUCUCCGACGAGAGCCACUGCAAUCGCACCACCUGCACGGAUGAGCACUUCACCUGCAACGAUGGCUACUGCAUUUCCCUGGCCUUCCGGUGCGAUGGGGAGCAAGACUGCAACGACAACUCGGAUGAGCUCAAGUGCGCUGCGGUGAUCAACAGCUGUCCGGAGGGGGAGUUCAAGUGUCGCGGCGGAUUGGGUGGAGCUGGGGGUCCCAGUGGACAGUGCAUCCUCAAUCGCUUCCGUUGCGAUGGGGACAACGAUUGCGGCGACUGGAGCGAUGAGGAGAACUGCCCACAGAAACCAUCGCUUUGCACCUCCAACGAAUACAAGUGCGCCGAUGGUACCUGCAUCCCGAAGCGCUGGAAGUGUGACAAGGAACAGGAUUGCGAUGGGGGCGAGGACGAGAACGACUGCGGAAGCCUGGGUUCGGAGCAUCCGUUGACCUGCGGAUCGGAUGAGUUCACCUGUAACAAUGGACGCUGUAUCCUGAAAACUUGGCUCUGCGAUGGCUAUCCAGACUGCACAUCUGGAGAGGAUGAGGUUGAGUGCCACCUACAAUGCGACCUGGGACAAUUUUUAUGCCCAACCAAACAAAACAUAACAAAUCUCAAAAUAUGUGUUCACCAGAAACACAUUUGCGAUGGCCACAACGAAUGUCCUGCCGGCGAGGACGAGGCGGACUGUCCCAAGGAACGAAAGUGCCUGGAGCCCAGUCCGUGUGAGCAACUCUGCAUUGAAACCAAUGCGGGAUUGGAGGAGUGUGCCUGUCGACUUGGCUAUGUCAUGGACAAAAACAAAGUCAACUGCACGGAUAUAGAUGAAUGCCAGUACCUGACCAGUCCGGUUUGUUCGCAAAAGUGCCACAAUACCCUGGGUUCCUUUAAGUGCUCCUGCGAAACGGGCUACAUACUUCGUCCAGAUCUAAGAUCCUGCAAAGCGCUGGGUGGGGCGAUGACGCUGUUGGUGGCCAACCGAUGGGACAUUCGCCGGGUAACGCUCAGCAAUAACCGAUAUACGGCGAUUGUCAAGGGACUGCACAAUGCGAUUGCAUUGGAUUUCCAUCAUCGCAAGGGACUGAUGUUCUGGUCCGAUGUCUCCACCGAUGUCAUCAAGAUGGUUUAUAUGAAUGGGACCAGGGUUCGAGACGUCAUCAAAUGGGGUCUGGAGUCCCCGGGCGGAAUAGCAGUGGACUGGAUUCACGAUCUGCUGUUCUGGACUGAUUCCGGCACCAGGCGAGUGGAGGUGUCCAAUUUCCAGGGCAACCUGCGCACCGUCAUUGCCUCCUACGACUUGGAUAAGCCCCGUGCCAUCGUCGUGCAUCCUGGAGAGGCUCUGGCAUUCUGGAGCGAUUGGGGACCGAAUCCGAAGAUAGAACGCGCCUUCAUGGACGGUACACAACGAAAAGUUAUCAUAUCAAAGGGUGUUACCUGGCCAAAUGGCCUGGCAAUUGACUUUCCCAACAGCAAGAUCUACUGGGCGGAUGCCAAGCAACAUGCCAUCGAAUGCUCCAAUUUGGAUGGUAGUGAUCGAAAUAAAAUCCUCAGCACACACCUGCCACACCCAUUUGCCCUUACCCUCUUCGAGGACACAAUGUACUGGACUGACUGGAAUACGAAGACAGUAUCGGCAGCCGAUAAAAUAACAGGAAAGGAAUUCCGAGCGGUCCAUGAGAACUUCCAUUUCCCCAUGGACAUCCAUGCCUAUCAUCCUGCCCGACAGCCCGAGUAUGCCGACCGUUGCCAGAAGGAUCGUAGAGGUCUUCGUGGAGGAUGUUCCCAUCUGUGUUUGCCUAACAAAACCUCCCGUCGAUGCGGAUGUCCUAUAGGACUUUCGCUGAAAGAGGAUGCAAAGACCUGUAAAAGUACUGCCGACAAACUGGUUUUAGUGGCUCGUCGCAAGGACAUCCGGCUGAGACACCUAAAGAACAAUCAAGCGGAUCCUAACGAGGUUGAUAUGAUAGUCCCGUUGGACAACCUUAAACAUGCCGUCGCUCUGGAUUGGUGCAGUGAUACGGACUUCAUCUAUUGGACCGACGUGGAGCGUAGCACCAUUAACAAGGCCCAUCUCAAUGGAAGCUAUCAACAGCGUGUCGUACACUCCAAUCUGGUUUCUCCUGUCGGCUUGGCCCUGGAUUGGAUAACCGAUAAACUCUAUUGGACAGACCCGUCAACGAAUCGAAUUGAAGUGGCCACUACGAAUGGAAAGAUGAGAACCCUGCUUAUAUGGGAGAAACUAUACAAGCCACGGGAUAUCGUUGUGAACCCGAUUGAUGGCUUUAUGUUUUGGUCGGAUUGGGGUGAUGAUCCUAUGAUUGAACGUGCCAAUAUGGAUGGACAUGAUCGCAUUACUAUAUCAUCGAAAAAGUUAAUUUAUCCCAAUGGACUGGCGAUUGAUUAUGAAAAGAGUAAAAUCUACUUUGUUGACGGUGGCACAAAGACGUUGGAGUACAUGAACUUUGAUGGCAGCGGUCGUCAAGUAAUUUUAAAUGGACUUGGGCAUCCCUUUGGCUUGGAUGUAAACGAAGGCCGCGUGUUUUGGACUGACUGGGAUACCAAGUCUGUGAUGAGCGCCAAUAAGCUGACGGGCAAGGACACCAAUGUAAUUAUCGCCAAUAGUACGGAUCUCAUGGACAUCCGGGUGUUUCAUCGCACCCGAAGGCGCAUCUUCAACGCCUGCGAUAAACUGAAUGGAGGUUGCUCCCACCUGUGUCUUCUGAAUCCCACUAGUUACACCUGUGCCUGCACUGUGGGGGUUCAACUAAAGGAUGACAAGCACACGUGUUCCGAAGGCCCAACUCAGUACAUUCUGUUUGCCCACAGAAUCGAUAUAAGGCAAAUAUCCUUGGAUUUCGACCACUUGAUCGAUGUUGUCCUCCCCCUGCCGCCAAUCUCAAAUGCGGUGGCUCUCGAUGUCGAUCGGAGGACGGGCAACAUCUUUUGGUCGGACACCGUUGAGAAUGUCAUCAUGAGUUCCAGUCCAGAUGGUCUUCAUGUGCAUAAGGUCGUUGGGGAUAGUUUGGAGAAUCCCGAUGGACUGGUUGUCGAUUCGAUCGGUCGAACUAUAUAUUGGGCCGAUGCUGGUCGCCACACUAUCGAAGUAGCCAGUCUUGAUGGGAGCAAUCGACAUGUUAUAGCCUACAAGGAUCUGGAGUCCCCACGUGGCUUGGCCUUGGAUUAUGAAGCUGGUCUUCUGUUUUGGACGGACUGGGGGCACUAUCGUAAGAUUGAGAGAUCCCAUUUGGAUGGCAAUGAAAGAUCUCGCAUUGUAACCGCCAAUCUUGGAUGGCCCAAUGGCCUGUCACUCGAUUUGAAGAGCAAGCGAAUUUACUGGGUCGAUGCUCGUCUAAAGACCAUAGACUCGUGUGAUUAUACGGGAAAUCAACGCAAGUUGAUUAUGUCAUCCCUGCAUCAUCCAUACGCUUUGGCUCUGUCUGAGGACAACAUCUACUGGACCGAUUGGAAGUCGAAGGCCUUGCACAUGACCGAAAGAAGGAACAUUACGGCAAAGCGUGAUAUAAUCACUAACAUCGAUGGAUUGAUGGACAUCAAGGUCAUCUAUCAGGAUCAGCAGAUGGCUGAGAAUGUCUGUGGACGCGAUAACGGUGGCUGCUCUCACCUCUGUUUGCGUAAUCCAUCUGGGUUUUCGUGUCAAUGCCCCAUUGGAUUGAGGUUGCGUCAGAAUAGCACAACGCAAUGCCAAAAUCUACCAGAGGACUAUCUUCUCAUUGCCUUGCGUUCGGGAAUUGGUAUGAUUUCUUUGAACUCUGGAGAUUUCAUGGAUGUCGUCUUGCCUAUAAACGGAGUGCAUGGAGCAGUCGUACUUGAUUUCCAUUACCGGAAGAAUCUGCUCUUUUUCGCCGAUGUCAAUCUGGACGUAAUUCGAAGAGUUAAUCUAUUGAAUUUAACCGAAAGCAAGGUUAUUGUCAAUACCGAAGUGCUUACUCCCAAUGGAAUAGCCGUCGACUGGAUAGCAGACAACCUCUAUUGGUCUGAUACUGAUCGCAAGCUAAUCGAAGUGGCUCGGAUUGAUGGUAGCUCUCGUAAAAGGAUAAUCGAAGACAAUCUGGGUGAUCCGCGCUCACUGAUUGUGCAUCCUAAAAAGGCCUAUUUGUUUUGGUCGGAUUGGAGCUCCCCUGCAAAGAUCGAACGUAGCUACUUGGAUGGCUCGAAUCGAACUGUCCUUAUAACUUCCGGAAUUGGCUUUCCAACGGGCCUAACUAUCGAUUUUAGCAAUCGGAGGUUGCUUUGGGCCGACGCCUUGGAGGACAACAUUGGCCAAGUGGACUUCAAUGGCAAACGCCGUCAAACUAUUGUUCCUUAUGCACCGCAUCCAUUUGGUUUGACUAUGUUUGAUAAUAGCAUAUUCUGGACCGAUUGGUACAAUAAAUCGGUGUACCGUUCCCAGCGGUUGCCACGAAGUGGAUUUGGUAAUCCCUUUGAGGUUCGUGACGCCCUAAGUGGAGCUCUGGAUAUUCGAGCCGUUUCGCUGAACCGCCAACCCAAAAGCUGGAAUCACUGCGCUCAGGACAAUGGAGGUUGUUCCCAUCUCUGUCUCUAUCGCUUUGUCGACUACGUGUGUGCCUGUCCGGACAUAAUGGAUCCCAAGGAUGCGCCAUGUUCGACGAAGCCCAAGGUUUUGGUGCAUGCCAAUUUGGAAAACGAUCCGCUGCUCGAAUACUCCGAUGAGUCCACCGAUGAUUCCACAGCGCCCGAGCUGAUGGGCGAGUCCAAUAACCAUGGCGACGAUGGUCUAGCGAAAAAGAGUGAUCAGGAAAGAGAGUUCUUUGUCCUAGUGGCGCUGGGCGUGGUCAUUGUUAUGGUUGUCAUUAUUAUACUAGUUAUCUUCAUGCUUGCCUUCAAUACGAGCAAGAAGAAAAACAAUCGCAACUCCCGCGGUUCCAGUAGAUCUGUACUAACCUUCUCAAAUCCGAACUACAACGUUGAUGGUACGCCUAUGGAACCAAAGACGAAUAUAUGGAAACGAUUUAAAUACGAUAAAUCUCAUGAACGAGCCGGGGUCUAUGAAGAGCGUAGUCUAACCACAGAGACGGCUUCCUCGAGCCUUUUUGUGCCGACACCAUCACCGAUGGCAUCGCCCUCAACAAAAACAAUCCAACUGACAACGCUCUCGACUAUCACAUAGCUGGCAUAAAUAGUUAAUUGGCCCUACAAAAGAAAUAUCUUUGAAACCAUUUCUCUAUUCAUGCAAUUGUGAUUUAUUUGAUUGUAAAUGUGGAAAUCAACUGGUUUUUUUUAUUAAUUUUCUCUUGAAACCCAGUAGUAAAUUCCGUUAAUUUCAUUCGUGUUUUUUUUUUUUUUUGAGAGUGCAAAUAUGUCCUGUUAAAGAUCAAAGGGUGUUUAUGAUAUUACAAAAGAAAUAUAUUAUAUAAAAAUGAUAUAUUAUUCAAUUAUGAAAUCACUAAAUUAUUUUCCUAUUUUUUUUUUUAAUAAUAAGUAAUAACUAUUAAGUAAUUCGGGUGCUUCAACUUUGAAACAAAAAAAAUCCUACUAUUGGGCGCGAUUUUUGUUUGCUGAUCACAAAUUAAAAUGGCCAUAACUUGGUUUACGUUUAUGUCUGAUGGAUAUGAUAAUGAUAAAAUCAUUGUUAAGUCCAAUCAUAAAAAACAGGUGUUUGCGGAAGUUUUUGAUAGAUUUCCCCCGCAAAGAAAAUGUCGAAAAAAUUUCUCAUUUCUGUUCUCUAGCCCUUAUUUUAUAUAUGUGCUAGGCUGUUGACCUAAGUCUGUAUGCAAAAUGUAUUUAAACUUAAUUAAAUGAAAAGGCAUCAACACAUUUUUCCGAGCCCAAGAAAGCCCCAUACCGUUUGGUUUAGUGGUUCACAUAAAAUGUUAUUAAACUGGUUUAGUUCAAAAAUGUUUUUUCGAAAUAUGAAAACCGCGGGCUUAAUUCCAUUCAGGGCUUCAGCAAAAUAUCUGGUAACUUAAGUUUUCUAUCCGUGUUUGUAAAUAUAUUUUUUGCUUGCAGAUGUAUAAACUAUUAAAUACACAAAGAAGCAUU